CUGAGCUGCCCCAUCAUGCUCGCAGGUCACGGCGGCCUCCCCGCAGACCGGGCGCUGCUCGGCCAGCCCCCCAAAACCGGACUCAGCUGCAAAAUGGUGCUCCAGGCGGUCGGCAAAGUUUUGAGGAAGUCUAAAGCCAAGCCCAACGGGAAGAAGCCCGCCGCCGAGGAGAAGAAGGUGUACCUGGAGCCGGAGUACACCAAGUCCAGGAUCACCGACUUCGGCUUCAAGGAGCUGGUGGUGCUGCCCCGGGAGAUCGACCUCAACGAGUGGCUGGCCAGCAACACCACGACGUUUUUCCACCACGUCAACCUCCAGUAUAGCACCAUCUCAGAAUUCUGCACAGGAGAGGCCUGCCAGACCAUGGCCGUCUGCAACACACAGUACUACUGGUACGACGAGCGGGGCAAGAAGGUGAAGUGCACGGCCCCCCAGUACGUGGACUUCGUCAUGAGCUCCGUGCAGAAGCUGGUGACCGACGAGGACGUGUUCCCCACCAAAUACGGCCGGGAGUUCCCCAGCUCCUUCGAGUCGCUGGUGAAGAAGAUCUGCAAGUACCUGUUCCACGUGCUGGCGCACAUCUACUCGUCCCACUUCAAGGAGACCCUGGCGCUCGAGCUGCACGGACACUUGAACACGCUCUACGUCCACUUCAUCCUCUUCGCCCGGGAGUUCAACCUGCUCGACCCCAAAGAGACGGCCGUCAUGGACGACCUCACCGAGGUGCUGUGCAGCGGCGGGGGCCGCGGCGGGGGCGGCGGGGACGCGGCCGGCGGGGCCGCGGGCGCACAGAACCACGUCAAGGAGAGGUGAGCCCCGCGCCGCGGGCACCAGCGCAGAGACGGUGGCGCGCGUCCGGGCGCGCGCGCACGGGCCGGGCCCUCGGACGGGGGGGUCCGAGGGCGCCCCCCCGGCCCGGCCGAGGAGUGGGCACAGAGCCGGGGCCCGCGCGGCCCUCCCGUCGGACGUCUGCGCGCCGCUGUCACCGAGAAGCUCGGACUCCGUGGGGUCGCUCGGCACACUCUUCCGGGACUGAGUUUCCUCCGUGGGCCGGUCUGUGCUGCGGCCCCGCGCGCUCCCGGGCGCUGCGACCGCGGGGCUGCCCCGCACAGGCCGCCGCUGCAGGCCUCGCUUCCACUUCGUUUCCUUUUGUUUAUCGGGUGGGGCUGGUGUUCGAGAUCCCGCCCCGGUUUCUCGCUCCUCUAGGGCCUCGGGUGGACCUUGGCUGUGGGCGGCUGAGCGGGCGGGCGGGCGCGCCAGCCCCGGCUGGGUCUGCCCUGCAGGGGUCCGGGCUGGCUGCUCAGGGCCCAGGUGCCUGGGCGGCCGGCCUGGGCCGAGCCUCGGCCGUGGGUACAAGGAGCACGUCGCUUCCCUGCUCGGGUGUAAUAAAAAGAAUUCUCUCA
Molecule: messenger RNA, 1403 nt
Organism: Sus scrofa (pig)
Lineage: Eukaryota; Metazoa; Chordata; Mammalia; Artiodactyla; Suidae
Gene: MOB2
Product: MOB kinase activator 2
Source: RefSeq, a predicted model, not a curated record